AAAACACCCACACAAGGGCAGCCCAUCCCCAAGUCAUCGGGGCCGAGUUCUUCCUCUUCCGUCGAGGCGUCGCCGUCGUAUCGCAUUUAUCCAGCUCCGAGAUCCCAGAACAAGAGUCGUGUAAGUCGCCGUGACCAAGAUAUAUCUUUCCUAGUCAACAGCACGAACACAAUCAUGUCGUCGCGUCUGCCUGCAAAAUCACUUUCCGUGACAUCCCUCGCUUGCUUCGCGAUCGUGUGCACUUGGUCAACAUCGCGUCGAACUAUUGCUAACAAUGGCUUCGUCCAGUGAUAUCGUCGCGCGUCGCGCAGGGCUUAAUUUGGUGGAACACCGUCAUAUCGCACCUCAUUAUUGGAACAAUUCAAGCAUUGCGCUUGUCAAUACUCAUAUCCGCAUAUCGUGUUGAUUUGACGAUCGUCCCCACCCGUAAAAUACCUCGAGUGCCAACCGACUGUACCCUCUGCAUGUCAAGCCAGCUGUAGCCAUGAGUACAAAGCUAGAAAACGAGGCAGAGGAUGCCAACAUCUCAUAUCCCUCGCCCGGCACCGAGGCAAUGGAAGCUGGCCCUUUUUACAACACCAGUGGCCGAGACGUCCCUCAGGACCACCAAGAGCACGAGCAUCAUGAGCAUCAUGAGUCCCAUCACGAGCCUCAUCACGAACAGUCAGAUCAUCAUGCGCCGGAACAAGUACAACAUGUGCAAGUUCCAGAGCACAAUCAGAACGACUUGCAACCUCCAGAACCGGAAACCCCUCAGCAGCACGUCCCUCGUCCUGCCAACCUGGAAGAGCUUCAGCUGGCAGCCCAGUUAGGCCAGGGUCUAGCUGGAGCACCCAUGAUGUCAGCCACAGACCCCAACAUGAACGUCGAGGACCCCAACCUGCGAAGCAUCAUGCCUCACCCUGACCCCGAGCAGCAGCAGCAGACACCGUCCUAUGUUCACGAUACUCCGACGAGCGACCAAAUGGUAUCGCACGCCAUGUCUGUUUCUGUUGGGCCACCAAUGGGCCCCCAAUAUCCCAUCGACAACAGCAUCCCACCCAGAAAACGAUCAAAGGUGUCAAGGGCAUGCGAUGAGUGCCGGAGGAAAAAAAUCAAGUGUGACGCCCAGUCGGAUACUGGGGACGCACCCUGUUCCAGUUGCGCUAGGUCAUCCAUCAGAUGCCUAUUCAGCCGCGUGCCGCAGAAAAGGGGUCCAAGUAAAGGAUAUAUCAAAGAACUUGCAGAUCGUAUACAUAGCAUCGAAAACAAGCUUGAGUCUGAUGGAGGUCUGAGUCAAGACGACAUCGACAGACUCUUUUCCACAGAUCGACCUCGGCAAAGCCAAGGCGAGGAGGCGGCUCGAAAACGACCCUUUUCCAGUAUCUCGACAAACGAUUUUGUUACACCCUCGCGACAAAUGCCAUGGGGCUCGGACCACAGGAUGCAGGCCUCGCCAGGGACUUCUGAAGCAUACUCAGCUUACAACAACAACAACUCGUUGGCACCACAAGCUACAUCCAUCAGGGCAGACAGUACGCCCUCUAAACCUCCCGUGGCUGCUAUGGACGUGUCAAUGCCAGAUACCCAUGAGACCGUUGACAUCGACGAAAGCAUGCUACAGAGUUAUUUGUCAACUGUCGGCCCUGUGUAUCCGAUAUUGCCAAGCACAAAGAGUCGAAUGCAGGCGUUACUCGCCCAGUGCCCGACGUCGGUCCAGAAUGCAUUUGCCAAUGCUCUUCCCGCUGUCGUAGGAUCCGGCGGUGACACAAAGCUCGCUAGCUUGCUACUCAUGGAACGCGAGAGCGAUGAAACACAUGCCACACAAGCCACCUACAUUGUGCAUGCCCAAACGCUAUUGCUUCUUAUUAUCGACGCAGACUGGCGUUCAUCACCAACUUUGCCGUACUUGCUUUCUCGUGCGGUUGGAUUGGCCAAUUCGAUUAACCUAUGGCGAUACACUCCCGUCGAGUUGGUUUUGGAGUCCGACUCGGACUCAGAUGACCAGUUGUCAGUGCGGAUAUGGUGGUCAUUGAUCCUGAUGGACCGUUGGCAUGCUGUCGGCAAAGGAAAACCACCAAUGAUACCCAACAAUAGUACGGUCGCUCCUCCGGGCCUGGAGAAGAUUUUGGGAGACGUGUGCUUUUACCUUGCUCGACUCUCAAAGCUGCUUAACUGCCUGUGGCAAGCUAUCUUCACAUUGCAGCUGGGAAUGUCUACAACCGAGGAGAUAGUGGCACGCAUACUUGCAGACUAUGUUGAGAACUACCGAGAAGAUCUUCCUGCGCAUAUCUUGGCUACGUCGCAUCCCGUGGUGCAUCUAGCGUACUGGCACUGUAAGCUCAUGGUUGUGCUUUUGACACCAGGCGCUACGCCGACCGAAACGUUAUGGCCUACCAAGGAAGUGAUCAACCUUCUCUUUGCAAACGAGCACGUGCGCAGUCCACUCGUCAACCACUUUGUGUCUCUUAUCACGAUGUCUCUGGCGAAGCUUGUUAAGAUCGACAAGUCGCGAGAAGAAGCUACACAGUUGAUCAAGGACAUUGUGGAAAAGCCCAACGAAAUGUGGAAUGGUGUUCGCGACAAACUCUCAGAAUUCUUGCGUCCAACAUCGUCAGUGGAAGCGGCAGCGAGCCAAGGCCUUCAACACCUGGCAGAUCUUGCCACAGCACACGAGGGCAUCGCACCGGGAGGUGAUGAUAUCUCAUUUGGGCCAUCUUUGGCAUCAGGGUAUUUGGAUAUGGCGUAGAGCAUUAUUCAAAAAACACAACAAGAGCUGUACACACACGUGUGAAGAGUCGAUGACCAUUCCUAGGCAAUGGGACUUGUAUGAUUAUUAUUCCCCUUUUUGGUAUUUGUUAAACCGGGGUAACGGAAAAUGCGGAACGAUGACGGUAGAUGAUAGUGCCAAGCUUGUGCCAUAAACGAUGGCGUUUGGUUUUGUUGAGGUACUAUUUUGAUAGUUACAGAUCAAUUUUGAUAUUCGUAAUCCCAUACUUGUCCUAUCACAAAGCUGCAUAGCCGAAGUUCAAC
Molecule: messenger RNA, 3012 nt
Organism: Fusarium verticillioides 7600
Lineage: Eukaryota; Fungi; Ascomycota; Sordariomycetes; Hypocreales; Nectriaceae
Exons: 4
Coding region: 485-2728 (747 amino acids)
Cellular component (GO): nucleus
Molecular function (GO): zinc ion binding; DNA-binding transcription factor activity, RNA polymerase II-specific
Source: RefSeq, a predicted model, not a curated record